GUUUUUCAUUCUGCUUACAGUUGGAUUGCUGGUGGGCACCAUGGCUCAGACCAAAGCAGGGCCAGAGAUCAAGGAAGCGAACACAGAUCGCUUGGCGCCCAUUGCCUAUGGACCCGAUACUCCGCAGUAUGGACAGAUGGAUAAGAACUAUCGUGGCCUUCCGUUGCACUUUGAGCUCUCACCGUGGCCGCCGGAACCAGGCUAUCCAGUCUGCAAGACCCUUUGGGGCUUUCCUGGCAAAACCACCGAGGACAGUAUGAGUAUCCUGGACUUGGCGAUUUUAGCCUUUGCGAGUUCCAUGUGGGAUGAGCGGGCCAUUCGG
Molecule: messenger RNA, 322 nt
Organism: Cladocopium goreaui
Lineage: Eukaryota; Dinophyceae; Suessiales; Symbiodiniaceae
Source: the annotation of a GenBank genome assembly